AAGUUGAUGCUCCCACUUAACGAAGAAAUAACGAACUGACAGCACGUCUUGGGCUAACCUUACUUCCAUCUGAAGACGCGGGAAUUGUGGUGGACGGUGGUAUCGCGAAUCAAAACAAAAUGUACGAAUCCGCGGAAAAUCCCAUCUUCACGGAGGAUAACUAUGAUCUGGAGGGUGAAGGAAGUGACCAAGAGACUGGAGAUAGUGGAAAUGACGGAGGACUCCCGAAAGUACCCACGGAACCUGCGAAGGACGGUGUGAAAGUGGCACCCAAGAUAGUCAUCCGGAAACCACGGGUCAUCCUUACCACGGCCAAGCUGAAGGGCGAGCGCGGUCUGCACACAAUUGAGGACUACUUCCGCGAUGUGAAGUUCAAGGGAAAGGGCCAUGAGGCUGAGGAUGUCACACUCAUCAUGCGGAAACUGGAGCACUGGGGUCAUCGAGUUUUCCCUGCAAUGUUGUUUGAAGACUUUCUCACACGCUUGGAGGAGUUAUGCAGAAAGAAGGACGUCCAGAAUCACCUCAGAUUGUAUAAGUUAGGCAUGCUAACGCCAAUAGUGGGAACUGAUGAUCAGCCAGAGGAGAGAAUGAAUGAAGACCCUGUGGAUGCUGUCGAUGACUUCGACGCUUUACUCUCUGAACAAAUGGAAAUGCAAAGAAAUGUCUCCAACAAGAAUUCUGCACAAGCUUCCUCCAGUUCGUAUAUGGAUUACACAUUCAGAGAAGAUCUGGAAGCAGAUUCAUCUCUGGGAGUUGCUGAAAUUCCCCCAACGCCGCCUCCAGCGUCAAAGAUGACCGAAGAGGCAAAGGCGAAGAUUGCAGAGAACCGAAGAGCUGCCUUGGAGCGUCUCCGAGCCAAACAGGCAACCCAGUCUGCUGAAAAUAUUGCUGAUAUAUCUGAAUAAA
This is a messenger RNA of Phlebotomus argentipes, 906 nucleotides long. RefSeq names its product protein TIPIN homolog. Bases 120 to 905 code for a protein of 261 amino acids. Gene Ontology annotation, biological process: DNA replication checkpoint signaling; DNA damage response; replication fork processing. Lineage: Eukaryota; Metazoa; Arthropoda; Insecta; Diptera; Psychodidae. Gene Ontology annotation, cellular component: replication fork protection complex; nucleus. Gene Ontology annotation, molecular function: DNA binding. The record is from RefSeq and is a predicted model, not a curated record. The transcript has a single exon.